Panthera uncia (snow leopard) is the source of this 2735-nucleotide messenger RNA. RefSeq names its product kinesin family member 2A (gene KIF2A). The transcript has 20 exons. Gene Ontology annotation, biological process: microtubule-based movement. The record is from RefSeq and is a predicted model, not a curated record. Gene Ontology annotation, molecular function: microtubule motor activity; ATP binding; microtubule binding. Bases 268 to 2388 code for a protein of 706 amino acids. NCBI's taxonomy places the organism in Eukaryota, Metazoa, Chordata, Mammalia, Carnivora, Felidae.
CUCUCCCCCGCGCCGCCUGACGGCCCCGGCCCUCGCUUCACCCCGACGCCCCGGCGUGCGCGUCCUCCCGCCGGCCUGCAGGCCCGGGGCCUCCGCCUGCUUCCCCGCCGCUGCUCCUCGCGGCCCCGUCUCGCGUUCACGCUGUCGCCCGGGCCGGCGCGGCCGCGGGCAACCGCUCCCCCUCCCACACCUACCCCGCCCCCUCCCCGCCUUUUCCGCCCUCCCGUCCCCCUCCCUCGGCCCGCCGCCGCUGCUCCAGAUGAGGUGAUGGCAACGGCCAACUUCGGCAAGAUACAGAUCGGGAUUUACGUGGAGAUCAAGCGGAGCGAUGGCCGAAUACAUCAAGCAAUGGUAACAUCUUUAAAUGAAGAUAAUGAAAGUGUAACUGUUGAAUGGAUAGAAAAUGGAGAUACAAAAGGCAAAGAGAUUGAUCUCGAGAGCAUCUUUUCACUUAACCCUGACCUUGUACCUGAUGAAGAAAUUGAACCCAGUCCAGAAACACCUCCACCUCCAGCAUCCUCAGCCAAAGUAAACAAAAUUGUAAAGAAUCGACGGACUGUGGCUUCUAUUAAGAAUGACCCUCCUCCAAGAGAUAACAGAGUGGUUGGUUCUGCACGUGCACGGCCUAGUCAGCUUCCUGAGCAGUCUUCCUCCGCACAACAGAAUGGUAGUGUUUCAGAUAUAUCUCCAGUUCAAGCUGCAAAAAAGGAAUUUGGACCCCCUUCACGUAGAAAAUCUAAUUGUGUGAAAGAAGUAGAAAAAUUACAAGAAAAACGAGAAAAAAGGAGACUACAGCAGCAAGAACUUAGAGAAAAAAGAGCCCAGGAUGUUGAUGCUACAAACCCAAAUUAUGAAAUUAUGUGUAUGAUCAGAGAUUUUAGAGGAAGUUUGGAUUAUAGACCAUUAACAACAGCAGAUCCUAUUGAUGAACAUAGAAUAUGUGUUUGUGUAAGAAAACGACCACUCAAUAAAAAAGAAACUCAAAUGAAAGAUCUUGAUGUAAUCACAAUCCCUAGUAAAGAUGUUGUGAUGGUACAUGAACCAAAACAAAAAGUAGAUUUAACAAGGUACCUAGAAAACCAAACAUUUCGUUUUGAUUAUGCCUUUGAUGACUCAGCUCCUAAUGAAAUGGUUUACAGGUUUACAGCUAGACCACUAGUUGAAACUAUAUUCGAAAGGGGAAUGGCUACAUGCUUUGCUUAUGGGCAGACUGGAAGUGGAAAAACUCAUACUAUGGGAGGUGACUUUUCAGGAAAGAACCAAGAUUGUUCUAAAGGAAUUUAUGCGUUAGCAGCUCGAGAUGUCUUUUUAAUGUUAAAGAAGCCAAACUAUAAGAAAUUAGAACUUCAAGUAUAUGCAACCUUUUUUGAAAUUUACAGUGGAAAGGUGUUUGACUUGCUAAACAGGAAAACAAAAUUAAGAGUGCUGGAAGAUGGAAAACAGCAGGUUCAAGUGGUGGGAUUACAGGAACGGGAAGUCAAAUGUGUUGAAGACGUACUGAAACUUAUUGACAUAGGCAAUAGUUGCAGGACAUCCGGUCAAACAUCUGCAAAUGCACAUUCAUCUCGGAGCCAUGCAGUGUUUCAGAUCAUUCUUAGAAGGAAAGGAAAACUACAUGGCAAAUUUUCUCUCAUUGACUUGGCUGGAAAUGAACGAGGAGCUGAUACUUCCAGUGCAGACAGGCAAACCAGGCUUGAAGGUGCUGAAAUUAAUAAAAGCCUUUUAGCACUCAAGGAGUGCAUCAGAGCCUUAGGUAGAAAUAAACCUCAUACUCCUUUCAGAGCAAGUAAACUCACUCAGGUGUUAAGAGAUUCAUUCAUAGGUGAAAAUUCUCGUACCUGCAUGAUUGCCACAAUCUCUCCAGGAAUGGCAUCUUGUGAAAAUACUCUUAAUACAUUAAGAUAUGCAAAUAGGGUGAAAGAAUUGACUGUGGAUCCAACUGCUGCUGGUGAUGUCCGUCCAAUAAUGCACCAUCCACCCAAUCAGAUUGAUGACUUAGAGGCACAGUGGGGUGUAGGGAGUUCCCCUCAGAGAGAUGAUCUAAAACUUCUUUGUGAGCAAAAUGAAGAAGAGGUUUCCCCCCAAUUGUUUACUUUCCACGAAGCCGUCUCACAAAUGGUAGAAAUGGAAGAACAAGUUGUAGAAGAUCACAGGGCAGUGUUCCAGGAAUCUAUUCGAUGGUUAGAAGAUGAAAAGGCUCUCCUAGAGAUGACUGAAGAAGUAGAUUAUGAUGUAGAUUCAUAUGCUACUCAACUUGAAGCUAUUCUUGAGCAAAAAAUAGACAUUUUAACUGAGCUGCGGGAUAAAGUGAAAUCUUUUCGUGCAGCUCUACAAGAAGAAGAACAGGCCAGCAAGCAAAUCAACCCGAAGAGACCCCGUGCCCUUUAAAUCAGCCUUUGCUGCUAGAGGAUCCCCAGAACCCACAUUACUGUAACAUACAGUGGUUCAGCUGUUAAGGGCCAUUUGAAAGUUUGAAAUUUUAAGUGUCUGUGGAAAAUGUCUUGUCCCUUCACCUGAAUGACAUUUCAAUUUUGUGAAACACUCCUUUGUCUACAAAAUGCUUCUAGUCCACGAGGCACAACCAAGAUUGGGAAUAGUGAAGCAUUUUGUUUCAUUUACCCAAACAGUGAUUUACUUUUGGAGAUCCUUGCCAAUUUUAUUUUCUGUAUGAUGAAGUGAGAUUGUGGACUUGAUCCAGAGGUGAAUAGUAGGGGGAAGCCACAGCAUUUCCUUUU